This is a messenger RNA of Mucor mucedo, 759 nucleotides long. RefSeq lists its product as uncharacterized. The record is from RefSeq and is a predicted model, not a curated record. The transcript is spliced from 4 exons. NCBI's taxonomy places the organism in Eukaryota, Fungi, Mucoromycota, Mucoromycetes, Mucorales, Mucoraceae. The coding region runs from base 210 to 479 and encodes 89 amino acids.
UCUUAUAGUACGCUCCAUGGUUCUUAUAGAGUAAGCACGUAGAGGACCUUGUUUUCUGAUAAUGAGCGGAAUAUGGAUUAAAUAGUCUUGAACUGGUCGAAAUACGGCACGCGAUAGGUUCUUAUGACCCAUCUGUUCAACAAGAAAUUCAUGCAAGUCUUGAAAUCAUUUGUAGAAGGUUGAAUAAAGGGGGUGAGUAACAAAGUAUUAUGGCAAGCAUCCUUAUUUCAUUUUACUUACGUUUCCAUUCUGGUCAGAGUUUUACCACACCCUUUUACCAGCGAAAUGAUUGCAUUUUGGAGCUCUGGGUUGGAAGGUGUACGAUGAUUAAUGCAAGCCAAUCUACGGCACGAGUCCCAUCUGUUCUGGCUAUCCAAUUAUUAAAACUACUCUGGAACAAUACUAGUAUGUAUCUUCUUGAUUGCUUAAUGGCUUUGCCUAUUUCUAUCGACUUGGGCUUGGGGAUGAAAAAAGGGUGACCGGUUUUACUCUGGAUCCGAUUGACAAUUGAACAAAAAAGCAUCAUUUUUGGAAAUAUCCACCAUGAUGAAAUCGUACACAAGCUUACCAAUACCUCUAGUUAUCAAAUGUAACUAUUCCAAUGCAAAAAAACCUAUGAACCUGAAAACGAAAGAAAUCCCUUGAAGAUGCUUGACUGAUAUAUCUUACAGGAUUGCUUUGCUUGAAAUCGGAUGAAGGUCUUAAAGAUCCGAAACUAUCGUCCAAGGUCAUCCCCCUCAUGUCGAUUCUCUGUUGCUG